Messenger RNA from Lolium rigidum, 567 nucleotides. RefSeq lists its product as uncharacterized. Lineage: Eukaryota; Viridiplantae; Streptophyta; Magnoliopsida; Poales; Poaceae. The transcript is spliced from 2 exons. Bases 29 to 439 code for a protein of 136 amino acids. The record is from RefSeq and is a predicted model, not a curated record.
UUUGGAGCCUGCUUUGGCUAGCUCGGACAUGACUAAGGAAGUUUCUACUUCUAAGGCUCCGGUGUCUACAAGGGGGGAGUUUGCAAACAUUAGUCUACAGGGUUCGAUGGGGAUUGCCUCAUCUCCACUGACUGAUGCUCGUCCUACUGUGGAGGAGGUUAUUGCUUUUGGAGGUAUUUCUAGGCCCUCAGGUGUGAGGACUAGUAAAAGACUUGGGAGCCAGGCUAAUGUGGACAUGCCCCAGAUGGAGAAGGCAAUGAUGAAUGCACAGUUGAGAGAUGUUUCUGCUUGUGCAGGUUAUCCAUACGAUGGCACAUUGGGUUCAGUUGUGGGCUCUACUGUCACCGGAGGGACAGCGGGAUGCUAUGGUUACUGGAUGCACACGGCUCCUGACGGUCGCUCAGGAUAUCUUGUGCCAGGCUGGCUGGUGGCACAAUAGGCGGCUACUUUGAUGGAUACAUCUUUCUGUAGUCUAUUGGUGCUUUGUUUCUUUCGAUGGUUGAUUCUUGUAUCAGUCCUCGGUAACGCUUGAGAUGUAAUAACUUUUGGAAUACUCUUAUUUUUAAU